Rhizophagus irregularis DAOM 181602=DAOM 197198 is the source of this 267-nucleotide messenger RNA. The record is from RefSeq and is a predicted model, not a curated record. NCBI's taxonomy places the organism in Eukaryota, Fungi, Glomeromycota, Glomeromycetes, Glomerales, Glomeraceae.
UCACUCAAAAAAAAAAUGAUACUUCCAGAAGAUUGUAUUAGAGAAAUCUUGGAACAACUUUCGGAAGAUAAAAGAACAUUAUAUUCGUGUUUAAUUACAAACAGAACAUAUUGUCAAUUUGUUGUACCAAUAUUAUGGAGAAAUCCAUGGCCAACAUUUAAUUCAUUAACAAAUGAAUUAGAAAGAAUUUAUUGGAAAAUUCUUGGUAAAACAAUAAUUAAAUGUUUAACAUUAGAAACAAAACAAAAACUUUCAAAACAAUUUCAA